UUAUCCGUUUUAGUAAAAGUAUAAAAAAAAAUCCUAUCAGUCAGACUCAGAGAUCUAGUGCUUCUCAGUUCUUAUUUAUUCUCGAGUCUCUGCGUUCUUCUCCUCCGAAGAUGGCGGCUUUGCAUGCGAACGUGCGGUCCUUCAAAACCCUAGACCUCUAUCCGAAGCGAUCCGCACCUCCGCGGACUUGGGCACGCUUCCGCUGCUCCGCCACCGCGCCGCCGCGGCCCAGGAGCUACAGCGUCACCCUCCUCCCCGGCGACGGCAUCGGGCCCGAGGUCGUCUCCAUCGCCAAGGACGUCCUCUCCGUCGCUGGCUCCCAUGAAGGAAUCGAGUUUAGAUUCCGGGAGAUGCCGGUCGGCGGCGCGGCGAUCGACUCGAUUGGUGUUCCGCUGCCGGAGGAGACUCUCGCCGCUGCUAAGGAGUCGGACGCGGUUCUUUUGGGAGCCAUUGGAGGGUACAAAUGGGAUGGGAAUGAGAAGCAUCUGAAGCCCGAAACUGGGUUGCUGCAGCUACGGGCAGGGCUUGGUGUUUUUGCGAACUUAAGGCCAGCUGCUGUGUUGCCACAGCUAGUUGACUCAUCAACUCUCAAGAAGGAGGUUGCUGAAGGAGUUGACAUCAUGGUUGUAAGAGAGCUUACUGGAGGAAUCUAUUUUGGAAAACCUAGGGGUUUUGGAACCAAUGACAAGGGUGAGGACAUUGGUUUCAAUACCGAAGUCUAUUCUGCAUCUGAGAUUGAUCGGAUAGCACGUGUGGCGUUUGAGGUUGCUCGAAAACGACGUGGCAAACUAUGCUCUGUUGACAAGGCAAAUGUGUUGGAGGCGUCAAUGCUAUGGAGGAAGAGGGUGACAAUGCUGGCUUCCAAAUUUUCUGAUGUUCAGCUCUCCCAUAUGUAUGUUGAUAAUGCUGCAAUGCAACUUAUUCGUGAUCCCAAACAGUUUGAUACAAUUGUUACAAAUAAUAUCUUUGGUGAUAUUCUAUCCGAUGAAGCAUCCAUGCUUACUGGAAGCAUUGGUAUGCUUCCAUCUGCCAGUGUUGGUGAAUCAGGUCCUGGCCUUUUUGAACCAAUCCAUGGAUCUGCUCCUGAUAUUGCUGGGCAGGACAAAGCAAAUCCAUUAGCAACAGUCCUUAGUGCUGCAAUGCUAUUGCGGUAUGGCCUUGGUGAAGAGAAUGCUGCAAAAAGGAUUGAGACUGCAGUAAUGGAAACACUAAAUAGAGGUUUUCGAACUGGUGACAUAAUUUCUACAGGCAUGACAUUGGUAGGGUGCAAGAGGAUGGGAGUGGAAGUGCUGAGGUCUGUCGAUUCCCAGACAGCAUUAACUGCCUCACUCUGAAAUCAUUUGUUCACUGACAUCGCAAAGGGGAGAGUUGCUAGAAAGAUCUUAAACCAAGGAGAUGCAUUACAGGGAAGAACUGCAUGAUUAUAUUCUCUGAUGAAUUUAUGAUAGUCUCUUACUAAAGGACAAUUCAUAGACGUUAUUCAAGGACAAUAUAUGCUUGAAACUCAAUGUUGUAUGCGAUUCUGGCGAAGGUUUGCAUAUGAUUUUGCAUGUUUGCAGGAUUGAGUCUUUAUUUUUAACUGUCAGAUGGCUUUGAAUAAAAUUAUAGAAAAGGUUUUGUCAUC
Messenger RNA from Phoenix dactylifera (date palm), 1624 nucleotides. RefSeq names its product 3-isopropylmalate dehydrogenase 2, chloroplastic. The record is from RefSeq and is a predicted model, not a curated record. Lineage: Eukaryota; Viridiplantae; Streptophyta; Magnoliopsida; Arecales; Arecaceae. Gene Ontology annotation, biological process: L-leucine biosynthetic process. Gene Ontology annotation, molecular function: 3-isopropylmalate dehydrogenase activity; magnesium ion binding; NAD binding.